Rhinolophus ferrumequinum (greater horseshoe bat) is the source of this 754-nucleotide messenger RNA. It is a transcript of the gene CGA, whose product is annotated as glycoprotein hormones, alpha polypeptide. The coding region runs from base 130 to 492 and encodes 120 amino acids. Gene Ontology annotation, molecular function: follicle-stimulating hormone activity. Gene Ontology annotation, cellular component: follicle-stimulating hormone complex; extracellular region. Lineage: Eukaryota; Metazoa; Chordata; Mammalia; Chiroptera; Rhinolophidae. Gene Ontology annotation, biological process: thyroid hormone generation; positive regulation of steroid biosynthetic process. The transcript has 4 exons. The record is from RefSeq and is a predicted model, not a curated record.
AUAAAAGCAGGUUGGCACUUUACUAACUGCAGUCACUGAGAAAUCACAAGACAAAGCUAAAAUCCCUCUUCAGAUCCACAAUCAACUGCUCUGAACACAUCCUGCAAAAAGUCCAGAGAAAGAAAGGCCAUGGAUUACUACAGAAAACAUGCAGCUGUCAUUCUGGCCACAUUAUCUGUGUUUCUGCAUAUUCUCCAUUCCUUUCCUGACGGAGAGUUUAUGAUGCAGGGUUGCCCAGAAUGUAAGCUAAAGGAAAACAAAUACUUGUCCAAGCUGGGUGCCCCAAUUUAUCAAUGCAUGGGCUGCUGCUUCUCCAGAGCAUAUCCCACUCCAGCUAGGUCCAAGAAGACAAUGUUGGUCCCAAAGAAUAUCACCUCAGAAGCUACAUGCUGUGUGGCCAAAGCAUUAACCAAGGCCACAGUAAUGGGAAAUGCCAAAGUGGAAAACCACACGGAAUGCCACUGCAGUACUUGUUAUUAUCACAAAUCUUAAAUAUUUUGCAGAGUGCUGGCUUGAUGACUGCUGAUUUCCUGGAAUGGAAAAUUAAUUUGUUCAGUGUUUAUGGCCUUGUGAGAUGAAACCCCCCUUUUCCUUACCGUACCAUUUUUGGCAUGCUUCAAGGUUAUACUGCAGCUUUAUUGCCUUUCUCUUUAUCCUAUAGCAUAAUCAGCAGUUAGUUCUUUUCAUUUGGAAUGAAAUACAGCAUUUAGCAUGACUAUAAAAAGCUGGGUCUGAUGGAAAUAAAGUCUUUUAA